Messenger RNA from Pocillopora meandrina, 5554 nucleotides. NCBI's taxonomy places the organism in Eukaryota, Metazoa, Cnidaria, Anthozoa, Scleractinia, Pocilloporidae. The record is from the annotation of a GenBank genome assembly.
AACCAAGUCGCGGAGCAGAAAACGUUUCUUUUAGUGAAGUAAACUACACGACAAACAGAAUCACUUGGGCAGAACUUCCUAAAGAGGCGGCAAAUGGUGUUAUUAAACUUUACGAAGUCCGUCUCGAGUUAAAGGAGAGCUGUUUGAAGGUUGACUUUACCUUUCAUGCGAUGAACACAACCAAAUCAAGUGUAGUACUGGCUGGCUUCUGGAUGUGUGCAAAGUAUAAAGUGUCUGUUAGAGGUUACACUGUGGCAGGGCCUGGACCCUAUGGCAAAGCUGUAGUCGUGCAAACAAAAAGUAGGUUGGAAAGGUGAAACUAACGAUCUGUUGCAUCGGCUUUAUACUUCAGAGAUUUCAUCAAGUUAUAUACUUUUUUUGUGUCCCGUACCAUGUCCUUAUCCUAAAUCUUAACAAACACGGACCUUAAAAAACACGGUAUAGUGUUCAGCAUUUUCAUCACCUGCUUCCUAAUGAGAAAGUGUAGCCAGAUUACUAAGCUAUUCAGUUUUCAUCUUCAAUGUAGGUGUAAGUUUGUUCCUUACUUUUGCUUGCACAGGUUUGAAAUUAUCCCAAACGUGGUCAAAAGAAACACCAUCUCCACCUUCCUUCUCUAAGACUCCAAGUGGAGAAGGCAUAACAGCAAACAUAACAUUACCACGCUUUCCAGGGAAUGCAAAGUAUGAGCCUUUUAUUUCACCUUCCUUUUUCUUUUUUAAGUGAAGAAUUUGUCAAUCUUUUAAGCUUUUUGCUGAAGUAAUGAAUAUCCUAUUUUACAGGUUCUUUCAAGUCAUAGUUAUAAGAUACAGCUUGGACCAUACUGGUGUAGUUAACUCACCUGAGAGUUUAACACCAAAGGAUCUAAUGACGUACGAAGAAGCCCAUAAAUCUCCGGUUCCUGCAGCGUAUGUCACUUUUCAGUUUAGAGGGCAGGACUUUAAUGCGUUCCGAGAAUUUGUUGUUGGAGAUGGAGGACAUUCAAGCAGUAAAACAAGAAAUAGGAGAAGCAAUGAUGGGGAGGUCUUUCUCAACAAACCACUUCAGCCAAAUACAAAGUACAGAGUGUUUCUCAGGGCUUUUAUAGAGAAGGUAACGUGAUAAACGAGCUCUUUUGAAAAUGCAAGCCUGUGGAACAAAAUUUCACUCACAUUACAUUCAACCAUCGCUUAACAAGUUACGUGCUACCAAAAUUUCUGGAUGAGGUAUACGUUGCAAAAGAUUUAGGUUACAGCGAGGGAAUGCAAAAGCUUACCCUUCAUCUCCGGGUCUUAUUUGUCAAGAAAAUCAAUGACACUUUCAGUUAGUCGCUCAUGGCUUUGGCUCUCUCGUUCGCUCUUUUGUUCGGCUAAUCAGUCAGUCAAUCGGUCCGUCAGAUGUAUUCUUCAUUGAAGCUUUUGAUUACAAUUGUACGAUGGGGAACAAGUAAAGAUACUUUGAGUACAGAAAAAAAAAUCAUGAUGUACGUAUCCUAGAGUUUUAUGGAUGAUUUCUUUCCUCCUGCUUUUUCGAUUGCAGAUGGUGUACUUUUCUAGUAACUUCGUAACGAUUGAAACCAAAGGUAAAGUUCAAAGAAUUCGUUUGUCACUAAAACAACUACUUUUGAACCAACUCGAACGAAAAAGUUAUUUAUUACUUAUGUCAGUGAAUAGCUACUUCAACAACCCUUUAGGCAAUAAAUCACGGAGUACUAGUUUCUUUAUUUUCUCUGAAAGACGUCCCAUUUGUUUGGCCCUCACAGUCAAAUUCAUUGAGACUCUUAUUACGUAAGCCCUUUAAAAGGUAGAUCCCGGGUAAUUUCUUUUCCUCUCUCAGAGACAUGACCCUUCCGUUUUGUUAUUGUUGUGUAAAAACUGCUAACUCAGGGAAAUUCUAUCAGGUAAGCCCGCCGUCAAAGAACUGCCGGAAAGAACCAUUUUCCAAGUUGGCGAUGUGGUAGUAUUAACAUGUGAGGCUACUGGAGAUCCAAAGCCUUCUGUUACAUGGAGUAAAGAUGAAAAUACCAGUAUACCACGGGCUCAAUUCAGAAACGAUAACCACAUUCUUGUCAUUCAAGAGGUCGCACCUGGUGACGGAGGCAUUUAUGAAUGCCGAGUAUCAAACAGUUUUGGGCAACGCCGAACAGCUACAGCAGUGGUCAUCGCUGGUAAGUUUCAUCAACCGUGGUAUGACAGGCCACAAAAGGAAAUUUUUCCUUUAUGUGAGCAGAAGCUAAAAAUGAUUGAUGUCAGAUAUUCGAACCCAGGACCCCAUGGCCUUUCAAACUACGGGUGGAAACAGUGCUGAUCAGCUUUCAGAAAGUGUUAGAGGUUCUGUAUUAAACGUUGUCCUGUAAACGUAACCUAAUCUUAUUCUUUGGCUGUAUUAAAGAUGUCGAAUCUUAUAUUUUUUCCUCCUUUUAAACUCAGUGCCACCCAGUAUCAUGAAAGACUUUUCCCCUCGAUCAGUUCUAUGUGCAAAGGAAACUCCAUGUUCUUUGCUAUGCCACGCCAUUAGUGACAUUCUAUUUAACUAUUCUUGGACAAGGAAUGGCCAGGCUUUAGAUGGCCAUAACAUCAAGGUCAUGAACAACAGUGUUAUUAUCACUCCUCUUGAUGAUCAAGACUUUGGAGAUUAUGUCUGUCACGCCACAAACUCAUUUGGAUCUACAUCUUACAAAAUAGCUUUGUCAGAAAGCAGAGAAGAGAAAAAUAGUAAGUGUUGUAAAUGUUAAACGCUCUCAACGUUCAAGAAACAAUUGUUCCUUUAUAGUUAUAUCUGAUUGCGUAGGUAGUGUCUAUGGAUACUUAACUACGUCCACAGUGAGAUAUGACAUGAUCGUACGAAAUAAGAGUCAUGGCGAAAUUAUAAAAGUUUGUAUGGGAAUAUUUACGACCGAUGUUAGGAAUAUAAAAUACAAUCACAUUCUCAAUAAAAAUAUCUCACCUUACUUCCACAAUGUAUCGCUUGUUAUCUGACCGCUCACUAUGUUGGAAAGAACCCAUUUUAGCGAGUUAUCCAUUUCUAGGUUACUACGUAUAUAAGAGAAGCCCAAAGGCUGCACACUCCAUCUCCGGACGCCCGAGCCGAGAAGCGAAAAAUCCAAGCUCAAAAUGACCGGGCGGCCACAAACCCAUCACAGAAUCCAAGCACAUAUACUGUAGUUUCAUUUCAAUUCACUAAAAACUAAACUAAAUCUUCUCCGUGAAAUCGACGCUAAGCCGCAGUUUGCCUCAAAAAUUUCUAGUUUACACGUUUCUAACGGCCCGCGUACAUAGUCACUCUGAUACACGACCGUUGAACACUGGCAUGAUAACCCUGCCUUAUUUGCAAAUUGUGCCUUGCCGGGAACCACAUCGUCACUUGGCACCCGUGGUUCUAAAACAAUUUGUAGAUGAUAGGUGACAGUGAGGCGAGGCUCAAAUUGAAAAGGAGGCAGGGUUAGAAAACUGGAAAUUUUUGAAGCAAAAUGCUGUUUAGCGUCGGUUUCACAGGAAAGAUUGAGUCUUUAGUGAAUUGAAAUUAAACUACAGUAUACGUGCUUGGAUUCUGCGAUGGAUUUGUGGCCGCCCGGUCAUUUUGAGCUUGGAUUUUUCGCUUCUCGGAUCAGGCGUUUGGAAAUGGAGUGUGCAGCCUUAGGCUUCUCUUAUGUACGUGGUAAACCUAGAAAAGAAUAACUCGCCAAAAUGGGCUCUUUUCAACAUAAUAAGCGGUCAAAUAACAAGCGAUGCACUGUGGAGGUAAGGUGAGGUAUUUUUGUUGAGAAUUUCAUUGUAUUUUUUAUUCCUAAGAGCGGUGGCAGGAAUGGGCUUCUGGCGGUCGUUAAUAUUCCCCUACAACCUUCAUAAUUUCGCCAUGACUCUUAUUUUGCAAGAUGAUCAUCUCACAGCUAAAGCUUGGGCCGCCUGUGCUAUGUCAAACAAUUUUUGCAUGAAACGUUAAAGGAGGCUCUACAGGGUUUUUUGACCGCGCGAAAUCUGGGUGCGAACACCAGCUUUAAAAGUGUCAACACGCAAGACAAACAUGGCGGCUCAAUACGAUCACAGUUUAACCCAAUACAGUUUUUAUGUGAUGGAAGCUGUAAUUUUCAGCAACUGCACCCGUAAUAUUCAUAGGCCUUAUACGCAAUUAAACAGAAAACACCGUGGGAAAGAUUGCUAAAAGGCGACGGAAUCGAAAGUUUACGAAUGCUCAGAUAAAGAUUAUGGCGAAGUUCUAUUCCAUUGCGUAAUGUUCUGCGACAAAGAAAAUAGGGGUCUUUCAAGCAAGAUUUAUUGUGUUUCCAUCGGUGGAAUUUCCUAAGAUUUUCUAGUGCCUCUUGAUAAAAAAAAAGUUCGUAAGGCUAAAUUUGAAAUAGAGGAAGAAAACACAAAAUUGCAAGUAGCAAAAAAACAUCCUUUGUAACCCCUCCUUUUUUCGACUUUUAUAUGAUCGCCAGGACAUAUUUUGCAAAUUGUGUAAAUUUUUAAGAGAUUUCAGCGAGGCAAACUGAAGAAAAUCAAAGGCAAAGCCAAAUUAUCACGAGCGCCUCCCUUCGUGAAGCCUUAGCUAAAUAACGAAAAUCAUUUUGAUAAUAUUUAUUAAAGCAAACGAUAUUUCGAACCUUGCUUAUCGCCUUUUGAUGACGUUUAGUGACAUAGAAAAGCGAAAUCACAAAAAUUUUUAAGCAAAUAUUACGCUGGCGUGCACACCAACAUUGACAAAAAACCCUGUGGAGCCUCCUCGAUUUGAAAUUAAAAUUAUAUUUUUUUAUUUCUUAUCUUUUAGUGUAUUACCAGAGGAACCUACAGAGGGCCAAAAUCUAAGCAAAAGCGUUUAAAAACGAAAAAAAAAAAGAUAAAACGAAACGAUUAAGGGGCAAAAUACUUAAUAAGUGUAAAAAUGACAAGGACUAAUGACAAAACAAAAAUAAAAAAAACAACAACAACAAACAAACAAAACAAUAAACAAACAAGACGUUGGGCCAUCAUUUACAAUUAAUUUAGAUUAGAACACUAGGAUCAAAUAAUACCAACCUCUAUGCCACUUAUAACUUUAGAAUUGCCUUUUUACUCAAUUUGAAUUUAGUUUUGACUUAUUUUUAACGAAGAAGGGUUUGAUAUUUUUUUAUUAUGUUUCAUAAUAAUCAAUGAUGUGAUUUCGAGGGAUUUGUUUCACUCAGUGUACCUCUAUUUAUCAGUAUAUUUUCUUUUCUUUUUGAACAGAUGUACAGAGCAUCUUUCGGGCCAGUGACAUUGCGUGGUCAUGCAUUGUUUUUGUGUUGCUUUUUUUCAUUGGUGUAUUGAUAUGGAGGCUUAAAAGAGCUCAGGCGAGCAACAGACCAGCGACUGCUAAGAAAUCCACCAGUAGAGAUACUGUCCAGUCUGUCUUUCCGCCUGAUCAGCAUGCGUCAGAACCAGGGUCAUAUAUGGAGCUACGCCCUAGGCCUUCGGAAGGACAAACACGAGUCGCCCUUGAAUACCAGUCCUUACAAGGGAGCCACGUGAACGCUGAGUAUUACAACGUGGUUCCUGAAAAAGAGAACAAAAGGGGAUCAAAUGAAGAAAUAUAUGAGGAAAUAGAGCUUUCUGAUUGUUAA